AGUUUCACUUGAUUCUGUUGGUUUAUACUACCAUUUCUCUCUAACAAUUUUAAUUUACGACAAACAAUCCAAGAAAGAUAGAGAGAGAAGAUUAUUCCUAAAUUUUCUCGAGAAAAUCUAUUUUGAUUUCCACAUGUAUUUUCUCUAGAAAAUCUUACGACCCAAUCAGAUCAAUUCCAAAGGUCAAAUUACAACCACAAUACCUAUUAUCUGAAUCUCUGCAUGUCCACCUCCUUAAAUCAGCUCUCUCUUCUGAAAAAAAAAAUUCUUUCAAUUUUCAAUGUUUUAAUAACUCCUCUGUAUAAUCUGUUUUCCAAUUCUGCAUUUUUGAUUUUCUACAAGAAAAUUGCAGUAGCGAUUGACUGAAAGUGAAAGAAAAUAGAGAAAAAAUAUAAGAGUUUUAGAAUUUGUUGAUCGGAUUGAAAUUAGAUUAUUAUUUUAGUUUUUGUUGAAAAGAAAUUGAGUGAAAGAUGACUUUAGAGUCAUUACCGGGGAGUUCAGGGUAUUUAGAUUCGUUUCCGGAGAGGAGAAUGUCAUAUUUUAGCAGUACUUAUGUCUUAAGAUUAACUGUUAUUGCUGGCAUUGGUGGUUUACUCUUUGGCUAUGACACUGGUGUUAUUUCGGGUGCCCUUUUGUAUAUCAAAGAUGAAUUUGAGGUUGUCAAUCAGAGUAGCUUUUUACAGGAGACAAUUGUUAGUAUGGCCCUGGUUGGUGCUAUAAUAGGAGCUGCAUCAGGGGGUUGGAUAAAUGAUUCUUAUGGACGUAAGAAAGCUACACUGAUUGCUGAUGUCGUUUUUGCUGCUGGAUCAGCUGUCAUGGCUGCAGCUCCAGAUCCAUACAUUCUCAUCAGUGGUCGAUUUUUAGUUGGACUUGGUGUGGGUGUGGCUUCUGUUACUGCGCCUGUGUAUAUUGCUGAAGCAUCUCCGUCUGAAGUAAGGGGAGGACUAGUCAGCACUAAUGUUCUUAUGAUUACUGGUGGACAGUUUAUUUCCUAUCUCGUUAAUCUUGCUUUUACUGAGGUCCCUGGAACAUGGCGGUGGAUGUUAGGAGUUUCAGCUGUGCCAGCUGUGAUUCAGUUCUGCCUUAUGCUCUGUAUGCCAGAGUCCCCUCGAUGGCUAUUCAUGAAGGAUGAUAAAGAUGAAGCUAUUAUGGUCAUGGCUAAAAUUUAUGACCUUGAACGAUUGGAGGAUGAAAUCAAUCACCUUACAAAUUCUAUGGAGGAAGAAUUUCAGAAACAGAAUACUGUUCGUUAUUUGGACGUCUUCAAAUCAAAAGAAAUUAGACUCGCAUUUUUUGCUGGGGCUGGACUUCAGGCAUUUCAGCAGUUCACCGGCAUCAAUACAGUCAUGUACUAUAGCCCAACUAUUGUUCAGAUGGCUGGCUUUAAAUCGAACCAAUUAGCACUUCUCCUAUCCCUCGUUGUUGCUGCAAUGAAUGCUGCGGGGACUGUUCUUGGCAUUUACCUUAUUGACCAUUUUGGACGGACAAAAUUAGCUCUCUCAAGCUUAGCCGGUGUGAUUGUCUCUCUUUGCAUACUCGCUGGAUCAUUUUUUGGUCAGUCAUCUGGUUCUUCCGAUGAAUUCUAUGGAUGGGCUGCAGUUUUAGGGCUCGCUUUAUAUAUUGCUUUCUUUGCACCUGGAAUGGGACCUGUGCCAUGGACUGUAAACUCAGAGAUAUAUCCUGAAUCAUAUCGAGGGAUAUGCGGUGGAAUGUCUGCAACCGUGAAUUGGAUUUCAAAUCUGAUAGUGGCCCAAACUUUUCUUUCAAUUGCCAAUACUGUGGGGACUGGUACCACUUUCUUGAUUCUUGCCGGUAUUGCUGUUACUGCAGUGGUUUUUGUGAUUCUGUUUGUGCCGGAGACAAAAGGACUCACUUUCGCGGAAGUGGAACAAAUAUGGAAACAGAAAGCCUGGGGCAGUAGUAAUAACACAGAGAGCCUUCUUGAGCAGCAGGGAGAAUGAGAUUUGAUCUGCUCAGUAAGAUCAGAAAUUAAUAAUUUGAUGUGCUUGAAAAUGUAUAUGCAUGGACAUAUUCUGAAAAAUCUAGCAUAAUCUUUAAAUAUUUAAGGGUUUAGUACAUGCAGCUGGACCUGAAGCUUCUGGCUGCUGUGAUAGCCCUCUGUAAGUAGUGGCGGUUAUGACCAAGUUUCUUAGGGCUCUUUUUAUGUGGCUCCCUAGGAAAGGCAGUUCCUUUAAAACUAUGUAAUAUAAUAAUCUUCUUCUGUAUGUAAGUUGUUUUGAUCUCAAAGAGGAACUUCAAUGUUCUUGAAUAACUAAUAAGCACUAUGUAGCCUAAUUGCCUUGAAAACUAGGAAAUUAAAUUUUUACA
Mercurialis annua (annual mercury) is the source of this 2328-nucleotide messenger RNA. RefSeq names its product inositol transporter 1. The record is from RefSeq and is a predicted model, not a curated record. The coding region runs from base 471 to 1961 and encodes 496 amino acids. The transcript is spliced from 6 exons. Lineage: Eukaryota; Viridiplantae; Streptophyta; Magnoliopsida; Malpighiales; Euphorbiaceae. Gene Ontology annotation, cellular component: membrane. Gene Ontology annotation, biological process: transmembrane transport. Gene Ontology annotation, molecular function: myo-inositol:proton symporter activity.